GUGGCAGACGAAGAGGGAGUGCAGAACAAGUGUUUUCACUUCUUGCACAGUUACAUUGGAGUCAGAGGCGCGAUUUCCCCAGAGAUCUCACAUCCGAAAUGGAAUUGUUGGAAGCGAGCAGUGAAACAUAGCAACAUGAAUUACGAUCUGAUGCGCCUCACCAUCGCGGCCAAUCACGGCCACGGCACUCGGCUCACAGGCGAGCGUGUCACGAUGCGACGGGAGUACCUGGAGACGUGGCUAGAGAAACAAGAUGAGCAGUACUUCGACGAGAUUUCAGAGGAAAUCAACCACGACCGGGGAGAAAGAGGCAUGACCAGCGAUGCCGUCCAAGCAUCGAUGACAGAUUUCCUAGAAUCGCCCCUGAUCAAGCGACGUGUGCAUUUCGCAAAAAACAAGAGCUGGUUCGGCUGCCUCACCUGCUUCAAGAUGCUCUUGCGUGACUGGACAGUGCUGAGAGAAGCAGCUCGGGCGGUGGUGGCAGACGAGGAGGAGCUACAAGCAGGCGCUGCAGUCGACGAGGCCGAAGAUGCGGAUGAAGCAGCAGAGGCAGAGGAAGAAGCACGAAAUGCAGCAGGGAAGCAGACCAAGUCGGAUUUUUACGCAGCCUACAAGAAGGCAGGUCCGCACCAAAUGCAACUGGACAUCCUUUCGGAUGACCGUCUGCGCUGCAGUGCAGAAAUCCUGUGCCGCGUUACCAGGCCGUUGCACAAGCUCUACCAAAGUGAUCUGCAGGCACAGAAAGAGGGAUUGGAGGAGAUGUUGCAAUGGAAUGCAAAGCGCAGUGUUGGGAGCAGUUUGAAAGCCAGCAACGAGAUUCUGGCAAGCACCUCGAACCCAGCACUGUACAUGGCUAUGAAGAUGACGCCCCACUGCAACCCGUGUGCUACGCCCGACAUGUUGCCUGAUGAAACGGAGCUAGCGCAAAAAGCUUUCACUUUUGCAACCAAUUUGGCAGGCAACUUUGCGUGGUCGGAGAUGCUUCACCAAUUUACGUUGCCGCUUGCUGCUGGCGCCUUGUUGCUGGCAGAUCGAGACCAAGCCCAAAGAGCACUGCGCAGGAUUGGCACGCUCAUUGAUGCCGUGGUCAAAGCAGAAGACAUGUUAAAGACAAAACCUCUGCUUGGGCAGUUGCUGAAGGACCUGGCUUUUCAAGAAGAGAGCCUCGCGCGCGAGGUCAUGAUCCGUUUGCGAAGAGCGCAGUACAAUCUUGACCAUCCUGAAGCCCAGACCGUGGCUCAACUCAUGCGCAGAUUUUUCGGGGGCAGCAGCUCCACCAAAGAGAUUCUCGAGAGCUGUUUCGGACAUUUGGCAGAUGUGGUGAGCAGGUCCAACAAGAACAAACGCACGAGCAGGCUCGGGCUGUGGCUAUAUUGCACCAGCUCGGGUUUCAUCAAAUCAUCCGGAAUGAAACAGCACUUGCCAGACUCUUCUGAGUGGCUGGCAUGGCUUUCUCGCUUCGGGAAUGCUAAAGACGAGUGGAUGCAGAAGUUCAACACAGCAUUCAAUGUUGCUGCGACCCCCCUUCCACAAGCGCAGGACAUGGAGUUUCCAAAGACAGUGGAGGGUGUAGUGAAGACAAAGUGGAGGCUGGCAGGACCUCUAUCUCACUACAGGAGCUCGGCCGCUGCCUGCUACCUCCUCAAAGAGUCUGACUCUGGGUUUCGGAAUCUCACAAUGGCUUGGGCAAGCCUUUGGCCUCAGUUUAGAUAUAGUAUAGUCCAGUGCCCGCACUUUUGUAGCAGCAUUUCGGGCUCUGCAGCAGCAUGA
Molecule: messenger RNA, 1770 nt
Organism: Symbiodinium necroappetens
Lineage: Eukaryota; Dinophyceae; Suessiales; Symbiodiniaceae
Source: the annotation of a GenBank genome assembly